Messenger RNA from Colletotrichum navitas, 977 nucleotides. RefSeq lists its product as uncharacterized. The transcript has a single exon. Bases 276 to 770 code for a protein of 164 amino acids. The record is from RefSeq and is a predicted model, not a curated record. NCBI's taxonomy places the organism in Eukaryota, Fungi, Ascomycota, Sordariomycetes, Glomerellales, Glomerellaceae.
UUCUGUCGUCCUUCCAAUCUCGGCUACCCCAGUCAGUGCAGCGGCACGACCACCCCCUGCUCUACGAGAAGGAAAGUGUCUCUCAUCAAAGCCCUCCGGGUUGAAGCACACAGCCGCGCUCCACUGCCGUGGAACCGGGGAUGAAAGUUCAUCUCAUGUGGGGAAGGCGACGCUGACGGCCCAGCAAGGGUAUAUCUCUGUUGAUAUAAUCCAGGGGCAGAAGGAGGCACGAGCACUGGUGUUCGCAGCACGUCGGGUCCAACGCUCUGACCGUGAUGUCGACCGAAGCGUCCUUCGUAAGCAGGUCGAAGACUGGCCCAGCAUCGCGAGAUCAAACAGUGUUGUACCAGACGAUUCUCUUGCGACCCAACCCAAGUCUCGUAGGCCUCCUUUCGCAAUUAGACCCGAGUCGGCACCGCCAUUCUCCUGGACCGGCCGGGUGUCUAUGCAGUCUAAGCGUUGGGCGCAAUGAGUGGAGGAUCACGGGGCAUUCGAUGGCCGGCAGUCACUUGCCCGAGCUCCUCCGUGUUGGAGCCGGCAGAGCACGGGAGCCGAUGUGUGCCAUGUCCUCGACUCCUGCAAGCGUCACCACGAUCUGCUGCAGACGUAUAUUCGUUGGAUCGCGCAGCGCCUUGCGUCAACUUCGUUGCUGGCAUAUUUGCCCGGUAUCAUUGGCCAGCGUUGUUUCAAAAGCGGCAAAUCUCUCGUCGCGAUGCUCGAAAAGUCUUGCGGUUUGGAUCCGGCGAGAUCAUCGUCGCUGCCCCUUGUGAUGUGUGCCAUAUCUCUGUCCGUGGAUACCUUCUAGUCAAAAUAAAGCAGCCGACGCCUUGUCGGGCUGUGGGCGAGGUGCUCAAAUGGAGAGAAUAGCAGUCGAAAAAAUCGCUGUCGAAAGCCCCAUGGACGUCGCGGCUGCAAUAUUGUCGUUGACGAUGAAGGCAUGAGUUGGCACGUUGCCGUCAUCAAAUGCGGGUGAGAGG